Molecule: messenger RNA, 2741 nt
Organism: Phycodurus eques (leafy seadragon)
Lineage: Eukaryota; Metazoa; Chordata; Actinopteri; Syngnathiformes; Syngnathidae
Gene: slc23a1
Product: solute carrier family 23 member 1
Exons: 13
Coding region: 1-2418 (805 amino acids)
Biological process (GO): transmembrane transport
Cellular component (GO): membrane
Molecular function (GO): transmembrane transporter activity
Source: RefSeq, a predicted model, not a curated record
AUGUGUUUGUUUGUUUGUUUGUUGGAUUUUAGUAACAAAUGGCAACGAACGGAGCAGCUGAGACCCUCGCUCACGCAGGAAGUGAUACGACCUCGCCGGACGGAGGCCACGUCGCUCGCUCGUGGAAGGGGACGAGGUAAAGAGGGGCAACGGAGGGCGGCCAAUCCCAAAUCUGACCCGGCGCCGGUCAGGGCGGCGACAUUUUACGGAAUGUCCAGAAAAACACGGCAGCUGUGGACGAUUCGGGUCGAGCUGGAAAACGCGGUCGAAUCCGACAAUUUGAUUCCCCGACCCGAGUUACCGGAGUCACCGGAAAGACGAGACUCGGAGGAUUCGCUCGACGGACUCGUGGAGGUGAAAGUCCACGGAGAUUCCGUUCACGCCGCCAACGCUCGCCUUUCGGGUCUCCGCUGCGUCGACAUGGCCGCCGGUCGAGACGACUGCGAGGGCGAGGACCCGAGGAGGCGGCGCCGCCGGACGAGCGAAGAGCCAAUAGGAGAGCAGCGGUUGGCGGCGGACAUGAUUUACACCAUCGAGGACGUGCCGCCCUGGUACCUGUGCAUCCUGCUGGGCCUGCAGGUACGGCGCAAAGACGGCGGGCCGUGCGACGGCACGCGCGCACGUGUGACCCGCGCCGUGUGUCCAGCACUACCUGACCUGCUUCAGCGGGACGGUGGCCGUGCCCUUCCUGCUGGCCGAGGCCAUGUGCGUGGGCCAGGACCAGAACGCCGUCAGCCAGCUCAUCGGGACCAUUUUCACCACCGUGGGAAUCACCACGCUCAUACAGACCACCGUGGGAGUCAGACUUCCUCUGUUUCAAGCGUCCGCUCUCGCGUUCCUGAUUCCCGCGCAAGCCAUCCUCAGCCUGGAAAGGUGGACGUGCCCCAGUCGAGAGGAGAUUUACGGCAACGGGAGUUUCCCGCUGGACACGUCGCACGUUUGGCAACCCCGCAUCAGAGAGGUGUCCGUCCGGCCGGCCGUCUUCGAUCCUGCGAUCGACGGGAACGUUUGACGUGUGCGUGUGCGUGUGCGUGUGCGCGCCCGUCAGAUCCAGGGCGCCAUCGUGGUAUCGAGCACGGUGGAGGUGGCGAUCGGCUUCCUGGGACUCCCCGGCGUCCUGCUGGAGUACAUCGGCCCGCUGACCGUCACGCCCACCGUGUCGCUCAUCGGCCUGUCCGUCUUCACCGCGGCCGGCGAGCGCGCCGGAUCGCACUGGGGGUUCUCCGCGCUGUGCAUUCUCCUCAUCGUGCUGUUUGCACAAUACUUGCGGACGACGUCGCUUCCUGUUCCGGUGUGCACCGGGAAGAAAGGCCUGAGCUUGAGCAGGGUUCACGUCUUCAAGAUGUUUCCCAUCAUCCUGGCCAUCGUCCUGGUGUGGCUCCUGUGUUACAUCUUCACCCUCAGCGACCUUCUGCCCAGCGACCCGCGACGUUACGGCCACAAGGCGCGCACCGACGCCCGCGGGGACAUCAUGUCCUCCGCGCCCUGGUUCAGGGUGCCGUACCCCUGCCAGUGGGGGGUGCCGGUGGUGACGUUGGCGGGGGUGUUGGGCAUGUUCAGCGCCACCCUGGCGGGCAUCGUGGAGUCCGUCGGCGACUACUACGCGUGCGCUCGCCUCGCCGGGGCGCCGCCGCCUCCGAUCCACGCCAUCAACAGAGGAAUCUUCACCGAGGGCGUGUGCUGCAUCAUCGCGGGACUCUUGGGCACCGGAAACGGAUCCACGUCCUCCAGCCCCAACAUCGGCGUGCUCGCCAUCACCAAGGUGGGCAGCCGUCGCGUGGUCCAGUACGGCGCCGGCAUCAUGUUGCUGCUGGGAUGCGUCGGAAAGUUCACGGCGCUGUUCGCGUCCCUGCCAGAUCCCAUCCUGGGAGGGAUGUUCUGCACGCUCUUUGGGAUGAUCACGGCGGUGGGGCUUUCCAACCUGCAGCUGGUGGACCUCAACUCGUCCCGCAAUCUCUUCGUGCUGGGCUUCUCCAUUUUCUUCGGCCUCACGCUGCCCGCCUACCUGGACGCGCACCCCAAAUCCAUCGACACGGGUGUGGAGGAGCUCAACCAGAUCCUGACGGUUCUUCUGUCUACCGAGAUGUUUGUGGGAGGCUUCCUGGCCUUCUGCCUGGACAACACCGUUCCAGGGUCGAGAGAGGAGCGCGGCCUCCUGCGGUGGAGCGCCUCGACGUCCUCGUCGCCCUCGUACGACUUCCCCGCGGGGAUGGCGCUGGUCCGACGGGUCGACUGCCUCAGGAGGCUGCCCGUCAGUCCCACCUUCAGGGGGUGGGGCGCUUCCGGAGACCGAGAGCGAGGGGCGGAGCUCGCGGAGGAAGAUGCCGACGCCUCGACCAAAGUUUAACGUGUGUCGCUGGAGGUUUUGGAAUGUACCGCGUGACACCGCUGCCUGCACACAUGCGCACUGCCUUUUGAAUUUUUGUGGAUGUAGAAUGCGCGCACCCAACAAAGGUCAUGUGUCAUGUGUGUAAAAGGUAUUUUCAUGUGUUGAUGUCUUGUGAGCUGUAUUUUCAUUCGUAAUAUUUUGAUCAACUUAUACACAUAAUGUACGUUCUUAUUAUCUAACGCGUGAUGUUUCAUAUGUGAUGCUUGAGAUUUUGAGGCCUAUACAACACAUUAUCAGUGUGAUUUUUCUUUUCUUGAAACGCCAGAUUUAGACUGUGAAAUAUGUGCAUGAUACAAAAUCUAAAAUCCCCCAAAUAUUUGUUUUGUCCAAAAACACCAAUAAAGGCUCCAGU